UAGAUGUAGUCGCACGGGGGCGCGCGUCGUGUCUUCCAAAAACUGAUUUAGUUUUCUUUUGCGUUUGGAAUUCGAGCGGGCACUAAAAAGUUCCUUUACAAACAAUUAUUUUAUACGUACUGCUACGUACCUACGUAUUAUAUACGAUAGUAUUAAACACAAUAAAUACUUGCCUGCACGGAGGCACUUAAUUAGCAGGAUAAUAUUCGUACACACACAUGAGACUUUAGUGACCUAAUAAAUAACUGGCUCGUCCCUAAAACAUGUAAAUGCAUAUGUAUAUACAUAUGUACAUACGUGUACCUUGUUAUACAGUGAUACAGAGAAGUAGAGAGAGGACUGUGAGCUUGCAGAGCAGGGAGAAAAGCUGGUCUUUCGUUGUUUACUAUAAACAUACCACCACCUCUACUACCCACGUAACAAGCGUGUAUAUUAACGUGAGAUGAUGGUGCACAAGGUGUUUGCUUCCUGACCGCUGCGCAGUGUAUUAUAAUACUACUCGUGGGUUUUUUCUUCUUUGAAGUUUUCGAGUUAAGUGUAACGCCGAUACCCUGCCGGCCCCCCUGCAUCCACGGUGAAAUAAUAUACAACGAGUAUAAACGCUAUAAACAGUAGCGGUGUAAUAAUAAUAAUAAGAGAUCGAGGAGGGAAAAAAACAGCGACGAAGAAGAAGAAGAAUUUACAAGAAAAGUUGAGUUAAAGUGCGUGAGACGGAGGCCCAACAGUUUGACAGUGUGUGCGUCCUUACGCAUGAGGGCCCUAUGGCUACUGGAUUGGUCAAGUGGUGUCGUGCAAGGUUCCUCGCUGGCUACAAGCCCUUUUCUGUUGUUGGCGGAGGUCCCGAAGGGAGCGACGCCGAAGAGUUGCUGGCGGGCGUCGCGGCGCCGUGCAGCAGCUCUCCACCUCCACCGCUGCCCUUGCUUACGCCGCCGGAAUCUCCUACGACUCCAACACCGCCAACCGUCAAUGAAGAUCAGACGAAUUCCCAUGCAACGAGACAGCUUAGCUUUGAGGAGUUCGAGUGCGACGUUUCUGUAGCAGAGGGCGAUAGACGAAGGCAGGAGUUUUCCUUCACCUUGUACGACUUUGAUGGUCAUGGCAAGAUCACCAAAGAUGAUAUUGCCGGACUGGUUACAACUAUUUACGACACUCUGGGUGCUUCAAUUCAAGUCCCACCAUGUGGCAGUAAAACAAUUAAAGUAAAACUGACUGUAUCACCAGAUCAGAGAACUGGUCAAGCACAUGUAACACCUGUAAAAACGGCCAACCUUCCUCAAAGCUUACCUGCCCCAGCACCUUGUUGCCAUGUUAAACAUGUUACUUCCUGCGGUCAUGCGAAACAUGCGUCUCGCAGAGUUCCCAGGAGGAGAAGAGUACAACGUCAUCGAUGUCAGUCAGAGCAUGGAGCGGAUAGUCCAACGGAAGAUGACGCUAGAAAUUUACCAGCAAGUCAAUCGAAGCAAGAAGAACUUAGAAGAAGAGUUGGGCCAGUACCUCACUUGCCUUCACCUUACUCAAACAGUUCAGAAGGUGAUGUUAGCGAAGAUAGCGACGCAUCACCGUUGUUAACACCUCUCACACCUCUGGUUCCAAAUCAGCCCAGAAAGCGUAGUGGUGCUAUGCAAAGACAGCAGCUGCUCGAAAUUAUUCAAGCAAACAUGGAGAAAAACAAUCUCAGUUUUCACGCAUCUAGGAAACGACACCAAAACGAGCAAGCACGCAUUCCACUUCGAAGUCCAUAUACGGAACCCUCGAGUCCUUACAUCCAGAGAUGUAGACCGCUGCAAACACCUCGUCAACCGACCUAUCACAAGCCAGUUCGGGAGCAACCUCAUCAUCCAAAUUCCUUGCCCGAUGUUCCAGCAAAGCCUAGGGGGAAUGGGAGGAAGCCGCGUAUACACCACAGCCCUCAGACAUGUACCCCACCACAUCCGGCCGAGAGUUAUGGACAAGUGCAUACAGUUUCGCAAAAUCUGACCACUUCAGCCACCCCGAAUAAUCUAAACUCGACCAAUCCUAAUAAUACUAAUAACCAGAAUCAUACUAAUAAUCAAUGUAAUAAUCUGCACACGAAUAAUCAGCGAAACGAAGCUCAUAUUCAUCCGCCGAAUAGUGGAAAACCGGGUAAAAAACAUCAAUUGAAACAUGCCACACGAGAGCAGGAUCAGGCGAGAGCCAUGGCCCAGGUUGUUCGUUGGCUAGAACGUGAGUUUUCUCAAGGUGCUGCUGCAGCUGCUGGUCGGAGACAUGUUCAUGAACAUAUUCAUCAUCACUAUCAUCACUAUCAUACCGAGGCACUUGUAUAACCCUCGAUUAUCAUCGGAAGGAUUGUUAGAGCUGAUUUAUUGUGAGUUACAGGUAUGUAAUUCGAAUAUUAGAUUUGUAUACGGAAUAAAUAGGAUAAUCUGUGUACAUGGCGUGUUGAAUAAGAUAUUCAACUGGUUUUUGGAAAGAGAAAAAAGAAAAUGUAAUAAACUACGGACAUGAAGAAAAAGAAAUUUGGUUUUAUUGUCGUCGAUUUGACAUAAGUUAUACAUAUACCAGUUACUGGUAUCUAAUUAUUUAAAAAUUAGAAUCAACUAAGCAGUUACAACAGAAACCUACAUAAAAAAUGCUUACGAAAUCGAACAAUGAAACUGUAAGCAUGGGUCAGAUAUAACCAGUUAUAAUCUUGCUGGAAACGUAUGUAAUUGAGUUUUCCAGCUCGUUUUUAGGCUAGUUUACGUGAUUGAAUAUUAUUUAUACCAUGCGAUCAUUGUACAUGUAUGCUUUAUUUUCAUUGUUCAACAAGUAUAAUUGAGAGUUUAAAACUGGUCUAUAACUAAGUUUGAACUAUUCAAUUAAUUGAUUUAUGUACUAUCCAGAUUGACUCUUGCGUAUGCGAUAUACAAUACGUAAAAGCAGCAAGUAGAUGCUAAGCAAUGGAAUCGUGACAAUAUUUUUCUAUCAAUCUCAUCGCAGAGUAUUAUAAUUCUAUUAUAUUGAAUAACGAUAAUGAUAGCAAUUAAUAUCAAUUAAUAAUAGUAAUAAAAGAUGUUAUAAAUUUGUCCUUGGAUUUUUUUAUAACACCAAGGCAUGUAAUUUUGUAUUGAACUUUGUAACCACUGUAGAUAUUUUGUGUCCUGUUUUUUGUAUCAAUAUUUAUUAA
Neodiprion fabricii is the source of this 3148-nucleotide messenger RNA. It is a transcript of the gene nkd, whose product is annotated as protein naked cuticle homolog 1. Gene Ontology annotation, cellular component: cytoplasm. NCBI's taxonomy places the organism in Eukaryota, Metazoa, Arthropoda, Insecta, Hymenoptera, Diprionidae. The record is from RefSeq and is a predicted model, not a curated record. The transcript has 5 exons. The coding region runs from base 762 to 2306 and encodes 514 amino acids. Gene Ontology annotation, biological process: negative regulation of Wnt signaling pathway. Gene Ontology annotation, molecular function: calcium ion binding.